AACAUUUUUCUUUUCAAAUAUUUAUUAACAAGAAUAAAUUCAAUCGGCUAAGAAGAAUCCGUUACAAAACAACUUCAACAAUUGCAUCUUCAUUUUCUUGUAUGUCGUUGUUGUUGAGAUCGGUGAUGUUGUUUUUGUCAUCCACGACGACAGAAUCGUUGCUAUAGUCGAUAUCCUCAUCCAGUUCAAUGCCUUGGAUAUCGUCAAAGUAUCCGCCUUGACUUUGCAGAUCACGGUAAUCCCAUUCAGGCUUGGUGUACGAAUGUUCGUCGCGAAUGCAUCUCUCACGUUUCUUCGAUUCCUCCAGUGUUGGUAUAAUAGAGUCCAGGGAGUAUGGAUCUCCAACGAAGAAACUUUCUAGAUCGAGAUCGAUAUUGCCGUCGCAGUUUUCGAGCAUAGCUUCUGAUGUGAAGUUCAUGGUACGAAGAUAUUCAAAUUUCGCUUAUCCCGACUUUAUAUAGCGUAGAAGAUUGCUACACCUCUUUUUUACUCGAAAAACAAAAAUAAAGUAAACUACGUCCUGUUUGUUAUCUUUCAAAAAUAAUGUGUGGUAAUUGAAGACAGGAAACGUCUGCAAAGCUUCCUGGAGUUUGUUCAAGUAAAUAAAACGAAAAAAAAAUAGAGGGAGAGGGGUAUGAUGGAGAGGAUUUUUCGGUGUCUACGAUUGGAUGCAAUCUAUGGUACCGCCUCACUUGUCUUACAAAGCAAAAAAUAAAAGGAUUACUACACCCAAAAACACGUGAUCCUGUUUUUGUAUGUGAAUUACUUAAUGUAACUCUAGCACCGUAAGUAACUGUGUCUCACAUUUGAUAUAAAUAGAGCUGAUUUUUGCGAUGUUUCAGUCUGACUGGACGAAUUAUUUUUUGAAGACGUCAGCAGCAACAUGUCGCAACAGAGCCGCUUCAUGGUGCGACGUUUGGCAGCAAGAAACGAUUUCGUCUUGGCGACGAAUUUACAUUACCAGCAUCCAAACCUACUACCAACAACAAGCGUCGUUUUUAAUAGGCUGCAAUGGCUUCGGACGCAGUGUGACAUAGACACACCGUGCCACGGAACGGACGAAGACUGUUGGCUCUUAAAGCAAACCAAGAAUUUCAACUUGAUAUUACAACACGCUCAAUUAGAGAUGAAAGUUGUGUCGCCAGGACAUCUCGGCAUUUGUGAAUUAAUGAACGGACCUUAUUUUCCGCACGACAGUUUAAAAACAUUGGAUGUAUGCCUUCUCCUUCAUCGGUUGCUCGUUCGACACCACUGUAUAGGAACCUUGCAUUUAUCUAACCCAUGUGAAACGUUGUGCGGAAUGGUUGCCGAUGUGUUUCGUGUAAAAUCUGAAGGAUUGCGCGAACUCAAACUGUCUUGUUUGGACAUGACGUCCAAGACUCAAGACUCCCUCUUGAUGGGGAUUUCGAAACUCUGUUCAUUACAGAAGUUGUACAUUUCUGAUAUAAAUAUAUCGCACGAUGUCACUGAAUCUCUGCUCAAAAUGCUAAAUCGUCAGUCGCUAGUGAGUGUGUCUUUGAUUAACGUCGGAAUGACUUCCUGUCAAGCCGGAAAAUUUUUAGAAGCAAUAUGUACAAACCACCAACGGCUACAUUCUGUAUGUAUCCAUCAUACUAUAAUCGAUGAUGUUGGUUUAGUUGCUCUCGCCAAAUUAUUGGAAAAGAGUGAUUGUGUCCUACAUACGUUAUCGUUGUGUAAUAUCGUCGAGUUCACAAACACGUCCAUUUUUGCAGCAUUGCGUGUGAAUAAGAGUGUAAAAAUAUUUGAGAUGAACGGUUGUCGUUUAAGUAGAGAACUUGGAGCGCAGUUGAUGAACGCGCUUGCAUUUAACGACACCAUCGAUACAUUGAAUCUUCGUUGCUCCAAUGUAAAAACAUUUACUUCGCAUUUCGCUAAUGCCUUGUUUGUAAAUCAGACUAUUCGCAAUGUCAAUUUAGAUUACAACUUCUUUGACAUCGACGAUGUUGUGCAAAUCGCAGAAGUUUUAAAACGUAAUCGCACGCUAGAGACACUCGGUAUCGAAAGUAACAAUUUUGGUCCUAUCGGUCACUUGAUCUUAAUGACUGCCCUUGUUGAGAACAAGACUUUGACAGACCUUAAUUUAGGUUACGUAGACGCAAACGAAGAGAUUUACGAUUUUUUAAAAAAAAGCACAGUCUCUCAUCGCUUACGAUUUCCCUGCGAUUUUGAGAUCUUUGAAAUCAUUACGAGAGACAUCAGUCUUCAUAACGUAACUUCCAUCCAUGUGGAAUGUGUAGAUAGUUUUAAAUCUACACAUUUGGGCAACCUUUUUUCAGCAGUACACAGAAAUGCCGUAUGUUUGAAAACUCUUCACAUCGAGGUAGAUGCACACAUGGACUGCCAUGCAGCUUUUCAAUUGUGUAAAUUGCUAAAAAAUAUGUCUACUCUUAAACGAGCUUCAAUAAACACUUACUAUCCAUCGUCCUUAGAAUUGGUAACUAUUUUGAGCGGUCUUUGUCAAAAUCGAAGUGUAACGCAUUUUAACAUGGGAUGUAUCUACACUAAACAAAUUGUAACAAACGCAAUUGUUAAAGUGUUGAAAGAAAAUGUGACGCUAUCGUAUUUCGGUACGAUCAGUGCUCCAAAGGACGAGUUGCACAUCAUCGCUAACGGACUUCGUACGAACGUUGUGUUAACGUCUCUCGUUAUAUGUAGCGACUGUGAUUACAUGGAGCUGUUUGUGAUUAACCAACUGUUGAGACGAAAUGUAGCACUAGUGAGCGAAACUGUAAAGUUUGUCCUAAAUCCACAUGAACGCGUCAUUACUCGCUCAUUAGCCAAAGUGUUUGAAUUGUUGCAAGAGAAAGAAUCCUUUACGAAGAUGCUUGCUGAGUGUUGCGCAGAGUGUCAUGUCGAAUCUAAAACCGUGUUGAAAAAUGCACGGAAUCGCGUGACACAAAACUUCUUUGCCAUUACGGGUAUAUGUAAAGUGUUGGAGUGUCGUCCUCCACCUAGGCGACGGCGAAAGUGUCUGCAAAUCGAUGCUCUGAAUUACGAGUGUUUGUUGAAAAUUUGGUCUUAUUUAAAGGUAUCAGAUAUUGUGGUAUAACUUGUUUAUAUACAUGUUGGCCAUUGUAUAUAAUGUAAAUAUUUCUUUUACUAUUGUAAUUACUGUUUAAAAUUGUGUGAAUAUUUCAUCUGCGUUAAUAAACCUUGCAAUAUUAUAAACUGAUGUCUGAAAUCUCAAAGCACACAAGAGGCUUGGUCAAAAUAUUUUUACCUUCCCCACCACUAUGGAAAGAGGGUCGUAAAGUAUAGACCUUUUUCGCAAGGGCGCCGCCAUCUUGAAUUGUCGUCAC
Molecule: messenger RNA, 3320 nt
Organism: Ixodes scapularis (black-legged tick)
Lineage: Eukaryota; Metazoa; Arthropoda; Arachnida; Ixodida; Ixodidae
Exons: 2
Coding region: 884-3070 (728 amino acids)
Source: RefSeq, a predicted model, not a curated record